Lepus europaeus (European hare) is the source of this 1128-nucleotide messenger RNA. RefSeq names its product solute carrier family 30 member 2 (gene SLC30A2). Gene Ontology annotation, cellular component: plasma membrane. Gene Ontology annotation, molecular function: zinc ion transmembrane transporter activity. The record is from RefSeq and is a predicted model, not a curated record. Lineage: Eukaryota; Metazoa; Chordata; Mammalia; Lagomorpha; Leporidae. Gene Ontology annotation, biological process: response to zinc ion; zinc ion transmembrane transport. The transcript has 8 exons. Bases 1 to 1128 code for a protein of 375 amino acids.
AUGGAGGACACCGAGAAGCUGCACCUGCUGGACCGCAGGACUGGAGUCCGGUCCUACAUGGGAUCUCUGUGGCAGAAGGGGACCGACUGGACCCCUCUGCCUGGGCCUGGCCUGGACAUGCAGGCCAUGGAGCUGGCUGCCCAGAGCAACCACUACUGCCAUGCCCAGAGGGGUCCACACAGUCACCACGACCCCGAGAGGGAGCAGGCCCGGCGCCAGCUCUGUGUGGCCUCUGCCAUCUGCCUGGUGUUCAUGAUCGGAGAAGUCGUCGGUGGGUACCUGGCGCACAGCUUGGCCAUCAUGACCGACGCGGCCCACCUGCUUACCGACUUUGCCAGCAUGCUCAUCAGCCUCUUCUCCCUCUGGAUGUCCUCCCGACCAGCCACCAAGACCAUGAACUUCGGCUGGCAGCGAGCUGAGAUCCUGGGAGCCCUGCUGUCCGUGCUGUCCAUCUGGGUGGUGACCGGCGUGCUGGUGUACCUGGCCGUGCAGCGCCUUAUCUCCGGGGAGUAUGAGAUUGAAGGGGCCACCAUGCUGAUCACGUCCGGCUGUGCUGUGGCUGUGAACGUCAUAAUGGGGUUGACCCUCCACCAGUCUGGCCAUGGGCACGGCCACGGGCACAGCCACGACGCCAGCCAGCCACAGGAGAACCCCAGUGUCCGAGCUGCUUUCGUCCAUGUGAUCGGGGACUUUCUGCAGAGCCUGGGUGUCCUGGUGGCAGCCUAUAUCUUAUACUUCAAGCCCGAGUACAAGUAUAUAGAUCCCAUCUGCACCUUCCUCUUCUCCGUCCUGGUCCUGGGGACAACCUUGACCAUCCUGAGAGAUGUGAUCCUGGUGUUGAUGGAAGGAACCCCCAAGGGCAUGGACUUCACAGCUGUGCGGGAUCUGCUGCUGUCGGUGGAAGGCGUGGAAGCCUUGCACAGUCUGCACAUCUGGGCGCUGACCGUGGCUCAGCCCGUGCUCUCCGUCCACAUCGCCAUCGGUGAGAAUGCAGAUGCCCAGGCUGUGUUGAAGACGGCCAGCGCCCGCCUCCAGGGGAGGUUCCACUUCCAUACCAUGACCAUCCAGAUUGAGGACUAUUCCGACGACAUGAAGGACUGCCAGGCGUGCCAAGGCCCCUCGGACUGA